Striga hermonthica is the source of this 360-nucleotide messenger RNA. The record is from the annotation of a GenBank genome assembly. Lineage: Eukaryota; Viridiplantae; Streptophyta; Magnoliopsida; Lamiales; Orobanchaceae.
AUGGGAGUGUUCACUUUCGUGUGCAGAAGCUCCGGAGAAGACUGGACGGCUAAGCAGCUCAACGGCGAGCUGGAAGCUUCUGCGGGCUCCACCUUCGAGCUCCAGCGCAAGCUCGUCCAGGCGGCUCUCUCCUCAGACUCAUCCGGCGCCGUCCAGUCUUCCUUCUCCCAUGUCACCCCUUCGUCCGGCGUGUUUCAGGUGAUCAUCGGCGGCUCCGGUGGCGGUGGCUUUAUCGGUGGCGGUGCAGCUGCUCCCGCGGCCUCCAGCGGUGGUGCGGCUGCUGAAGCACCUCCGGCCGAGGAGAAGAAGGAAGAAAAGGAAGAGAGUGAUGAUGACAUGGGAUUCUCACUUUUCGAUUAG